This is a messenger RNA of Paramecium tetraurelia, 957 nucleotides long. RefSeq lists its product as uncharacterized. Gene Ontology annotation, cellular component: membrane; glycosylphosphatidylinositol-N-acetylglucosaminyltransferase (GPI-GnT) complex. The transcript has 4 exons. Lineage: Eukaryota; Ciliophora; Oligohymenophorea; Peniculida; Parameciidae. The record is from RefSeq and is a predicted model, not a curated record. Gene Ontology annotation, biological process: GPI anchor biosynthetic process.
AUGGAUUAUUUCAAAUACUGUCCAUGGGAUGGAUAUCGCUUCUCAGAAAAUGAUGUUCAAUGUUUCAUAUGCAGACGACCCAAGUAUUAGCUGACUUCUUACAUCCAGGAAGAAUAAGAACAGAAGAAAUGGGAAAAAAUAUUGUAUGAAAAACAACCUUAUGAUGACAAUUAUAUUGAUGAAACAUUUCUUUAAAGCGUAUAAAAACAAGACAACACUAACAAUGGACCUGAUUACAAACAACUCAUCAGCAAGACCUCAGAUUUAAUUUUUGCAGUCAAUUGUGUUGUAUUCUAUCUUUUAAGUUAUUUCUUAAUGCUACAUGAUAUGGUCAAUGAUUAGUUAUAACUAUACUUUUGGCUAGUCACUGCAAUCACUUGUUUGAUCAUGUUUUCUGUAGUCAAGAAAAUGAAGACCUUGGAAAUAUUAAGCAAUUUUAAGAGCAUUGGAAUCUAUAUAUCUAUUUUGUUACUGUUUGCACCUGUGAUGUAAACAGUCAAUCAGACCUAUGCCGAUAAUACUAUCUAUGUGCUUACAAGUGUGGCAAUCCUAAUCUACAUAUUCUUAAAGGAUUAUGAUUACGAAAAGGAUUUCACAGAGUUGGAUGUCUCAUAAUGGGCAUCAUUGGUGUUUUCCAGUUUGUUGGCCUCGAGAUUGCACAAUGAACUCUAAGUAUUUUUGAUGAUAUUUGCAUCCAACCUCUUGUUCAUCUUUGUACCCAUACUCCAGAGAAGCAUUAAAUAAAAAUACAACUCUGUAUUCAGAGUCAUCAACUUGAUUUCCACCAUUGGAUUGGGAUUGUCAUUACUAUUUUUUUCAUAUUUCUUAGCUCUUCUAUUUUUUGGAUGUGUCUUCUUCAUUACUUUUGUUUCCCCUCUGCAAAUCAUAUGGUUAUAUUAAUACAAGAAUACUAUUCGUGGCCCAUGGGAUUUACCAAAUGUUAAAUAAUAUGAUUGA